AUGCCAAGGAAACAGACGCCGGCAUCUUCGGCGCUGCUCGCCUCCCUCUUCGCCCUGCCACAGCUCGCCUCGGCCUUCUACCUGCCCGGCGUCGCGCCAACCACCUACAAACCCGGCGAUAUCGUCCCUCUCAAUGUCAACACGAUAAAACCCAUAGCAUCUCCCUCAGAUACCCUGCUACACUCCGUGGUCUCAUACGACUACUACCACCCGUUGUUUGGGUUCUGUCAGCCUCCCGGCGGCCCGCAGAAUGUUGGCGAGAGCCUGGGUAGCAUCUUGUUCGGCGACAGGAUCAAGACCUCGCCCUUCGAGCUCAAGAUGGCCCAGAACGAGACCUGCAAGCAGCUGUGCGCGGUCGACUAUGACGAGGCUCAAGCCGACUUCAUCAACAAUCAGAUAGAGAAUGGCUAUAGCCUGAAUUGGCUGGUCGAUGGGCUCCCUGCUGGCCAGCAAAUCAUUGACGAGCUGACAGACACCGAGUUCUACAGUCCCGGCUUCCUCAUCGGGCAGGACGACGAGAACAACAACAUCAUUUUCAACAACCACUACGACAUCAUUGUCGAGUACCACGAGGUCAGCAAGAACUCGGAGCAGCUCCGGGUUGUCGGGGUUCUGGUCCAGCCCGAGUCUGUCAAGUACGACGGCAAGGUUGACUGCAGUGUGAAGCACCCGACGCUCAGCCUCAGCAGCAAGGAAAAGACGAACGUGCAGUUCACUUACAGUGUCUACUGGGUCCCUUCCAAGACGGCGUGGGCGACGAGAUGGGAUAAGUACCUGCAUGUCUUCGACCCCAAGAUCCACUGGUUCUCCCUGAUCAACUCGGCCAUCAUUGUUGUCUUCCUCGUCCUGACCGUCAUGUCCGUCCUGGUCCGCACACUCAAGAAGGAUAUUGCGCGAUACAACCGCCUCGACCAGAUCAACCUGGAUGACCUCUCCGGCACAUCCGCGCUUGAGGAUGGUGUGCAGGAGGAUUCGGGCUGGAAACUCGUCCACGGCGAUGUCUUCCGCACGCCCUCGCAUCCGCUCCUGCUGUCUAUUUUCCUCGGCAACGGUGCACAGAUCUUCGUCAUGACCGGAUUCACCAUCGCAUUUGCGCUCCUAGGCUUCCUCUCUCCGUCCAACCGCGGGUCGCUCGGUACUAUCAUGGUGCUUCUGUACACUGUCCUGGGCUUUGUUGGUGGAUACGCAUCGGCUCGCGUGUACAAGAGCUUCAACGGCGAGAAGUGGAAGUUGAACAUUGCCCUCACGCCGCUUCUGGUUCCUGGCAUUGUCUUCUCUACCUUCUUCUUCCUCAACCUCUUCCUCUGGGCCAAGCAGUCCAGCGGAGCUGUUCCCCUCACCACCAUGAUUGUUAUUGUCGGCAUUUGGUUUGUCUUCUCGGUGCCUCUUUCUGUCGCCGGCUCCUAUUUCGGAUUCCGCGCCCCUGCCAUCGAGGCGCCCGUCCACACCAACCAGAUCCCUCGCCAGAUCCCGCCCACCACCGCCUAUCUGCGUCCUAUCCCGAGCAUGCUCCUUGUGGGCAUCCUUCCCUUCGGCGCCAUCUUUGUCGAGCUCUACUUCAUCAUGAGCUCCAUCUGGUUCAGCAAGAUCUACUACAUGUUCGGCUUCCUCUUCCUCUGUUACGGCCUCAUGAUCAUCACCUGCGCCGCCGUGACGGUGCUCAUGGUGUACUUCCUGCUCUGCGCCGAGAACUACCACUGGCAGUGGCGGGCCUUCCUCGCCGCGGGCACGAGCGCCGCGUACAUCUUUGCCAACGCCAUGAUCUACUGGGUCAGCAAGCUGAGCCUUGGCGGCCUGUCCGGCAGUGUGCUGUACAUUGGCUACAGCGCGCUGAUCAGCUUCCUGUUCUUUAUCCUAACUGGCUCCAUUGGUUUCUUCGCCAGUUGGUGGUUCACUAGGAAGAUCUACUCAUCGAUCAAGAUUGACUAA
Molecule: messenger RNA, 1929 nt
Organism: Thyridium curvatum
Lineage: Eukaryota; Fungi; Ascomycota; Sordariomycetes; Thyridiales; Thyridiaceae
Exons: 2
Coding region: 1-1929 (642 amino acids)
Biological process (GO): protein localization to membrane; vacuolar transport
Cellular component (GO): fungal-type vacuole membrane; endosome
Source: RefSeq, a predicted model, not a curated record